AUGACACUAACCUUUCGACGCAAGUUGCUUCGCAUUCGUUCUAAAGAGGGCAUGCACAGAGUCCAAGUGGACAAUGACGAAACAUUCGGAACACUUGCUCAAAAAAUAGCAGAAUUACUACACAUAAACGACCCAUCAACAAUAUCCAUGGGAAAAGAUCCCAAUCCUUCAACAGCUGCAUCACUUACUCAGCUAGCUGAUAAGACUAUCCAGUCUGCUAAUCUCAAACACGGUGACAUAGUAUAUGUUUCUUAUGCUGAACAAGCUCAACCUAUUGUUAAUCACAAAGAUACCGACACGUCAUCACCUAUGCCUCGAGAUCAUGUAAAGCAAGAUCCUGUAGAUGAUUUUCUAGAGAAGCAAAGAGGACUUAUUCAUCGUAAGAAGGAUCCUAAAUUCUGUCGACACGGAGGUAAUGCCAUGUGCGACUAUUGUAUGCCACUUGAGCCGUAUGAUGCCAGCUAUCUUGAGGAGAAUAAGAUCAAACACAUGUCUUUCCAUGCCUAUUUACGUCAACUUACAGCCUCACAACAGAGCAAGAAUGUACCUGUACUGGAAGAACAGGAUUUUAGAGUCAAGGUGCCUUGUUCGGGUGGCCAUGCUCCAUGGCCAGAGGGUAUCUGUACCAAAUGUCAACCCAGUGCUAUCACAUUACAGCAGCAGGCCUAUCGUAUGGUAGAUCACAUUGAAUUUUCAUCAGCUUCUAUUAUUGAAUCGUUCCUAAACUAUUGGCGUGCCUCUGGAUCUCAACGUUUUGGAUAUUUGUAUGGUCGAUAUGAGCCCUAUCUUGAUAUCCCACUAGGUAUCAAAGCUGUUGUUGAAGCCAUAUACGAACCACCACAACAGGAUCACUCGGACGGUAUCCAAUUAAACCUGCCUUGGGAAGAAGAAGAAAAGAUCAACAAAGUAGCAGAAGCAUGUGGAUUAGUUAAAGUGGGUAUGGUCUUUUCAGAUCUAAUUGACGAUGGAACAGGCACCGGUAAAGUUAUUCCCAAGCGACACGUCAAUUCCUAUUUCCUUUCUUCGCUUGAAUGCAUUUUUGCUGCUGAGAUGCAGAAAAGACAUCCUAAUAUCUCUAGACACUCCAUCUCUGGAAAGUUUGGCUCCAAGUUUGUAACAUGCGUCAUUUCUGGUGAUACAGAGGGUAAUAUUGAUGUCAAUGCAUAUCAAGUGUCAGACACAUUGGCAGCACUUCAGGAAGCCGAAAUUGUUGAACCCAGUAGAAACCCGUCAGUGAUGCGUGUAAAGGACAGUAUUCCGCAUGAACGAUAUGUGCCUGAAGUAUUUUACAAAUUUAAGAAUGAAUACAAUGUGGUUGUCAAGCAGUCAGCCAAACCAACGUUUCCUGUGGAGUAUUUGUUGGUGAAUGUUACCCAUGGUUUUCCGCACAACCCAUCACCUAUGUUUAACUCAACCUCAACAUUUCCCGUGGAAAACAGAGAUGGCCUGGCGCAUCAAAGUAUGAGCGAAUUAGCUAAAACAAUAGAUUCAGCACAAAACGACGAUCAACUCAAAAAUGUCUUGGCGGAUUUCCAUCUGUUAUGCUUUAUUCAAUCUGCUGAUAUUCUGAAUCUUGAAGAGUUUAAAGAGCUCUGUCAAAUAGUGACCCAACCAAAUGGUGAUAUGAAGAGAUUAAGGGAACUGAAUGGAUGGAUGACACUUGAGUUACUGUUAAAGGAAACAGGCAAACAUACAACAACUACAGUAAAGGCAUCAACCAAUGCAUCUUCUGAAAUCUCAUGCAGACACUGUACCUUUAUGAAUCCAUCAAGUAAUGAAAGCUGUGAGAUGUGCGGUUUACCUUUGUCACAAUAA
Rhizopus microsporus ATCC 52813 is the source of this 1815-nucleotide messenger RNA. Its product is annotated as polyubiquitin-tagged protein recognition complex, Npl4 component. Gene Ontology annotation, cellular component: nucleus. Bases 1 to 1815 code for a protein of 604 amino acids. The transcript has 7 exons. The record is from RefSeq and is a predicted model, not a curated record. Gene Ontology annotation, molecular function: ubiquitin protein ligase binding; ubiquitin binding. Gene Ontology annotation, biological process: ubiquitin-dependent protein catabolic process. NCBI's taxonomy places the organism in Eukaryota, Fungi, Mucoromycota, Mucoromycetes, Mucorales, Rhizopodaceae.